Messenger RNA from Phragmites australis (common reed), 1472 nucleotides. RefSeq lists its product as uncharacterized. NCBI's taxonomy places the organism in Eukaryota, Viridiplantae, Streptophyta, Magnoliopsida, Poales, Poaceae. The transcript has 6 exons. The record is from RefSeq and is a predicted model, not a curated record. Bases 285 to 1322 code for a protein of 345 amino acids.
GACUUGCUUUCGAUGGGUCCAUCGGCCGCCGGGCAAGGAUGGGUUCGAUCAACCAGUCAAUCACCCAUGGGUCACGACCAACAACUUCCAUUCGCUACCAAGAAAACCCGAGUUCGAGCGCCAUAGGGGGGCACUCACAGCCGCGACCAGCCACCGACGGAUUACCAAAUCGCCGUACGGAUUACUACUGCACAGUUCGCCUUCUCCGAAUUCGGCGGUGGUUGUCGAAUCUGUGUUUGCUCCUCAAAACCCCAGCUCUUCUUUCGAUCUGAGGAGCGGUGCCCAUGGCGGGGAUCCUUGCGUGGGCAGCCGACGUGGUCGGCGGGGCCGGCGCCAGCGACGACGAGGCCGACGACGCGCGCGCCGUGGCCUCCGCCGCGAUGACCCCCGAGCAGCGGCUCCGCGCCGCCGAGCUGGACGCGCGGGCGGCCUCGCUGCGGCGCGCGAUCCAGGACUUGCGCCUCCGGGUGCCCCCGCCGCACGUGGCGCAGCGACUGCCACACCUCCAUGCUCACUCCCUCGCGUCGUCCGCCGCCCUCGCGCUCCAGCUCAACGCCCACUCCUCCACCAAGGAGCAGGCCCAGCAGAGAGAAAUAACUCUCCAAGAAGAAAAUGCAGCCUAUGAGAAAGCUAUAUCAAACUGUCAACAGAAAAUUCAGGAAAAGCGAAUGGAGACCAGCCUGCUUCAGAGUAAUCUGAAGGAAAUGGAGAUAGCAGAGCAUAAUUUGAAGGCACAGCUUGAAAUUGUUCUGAAGGAGCAGGAAGCUACUCAGCAUAAAGCAUCGACUACAGGUCCUGAAACAAGUGGAAAUGCUCUACUGGAGGUUGAAUCAUUGAUCAAUAUUAAGUCUAAAGACUUGGAGAAGAAGAAGAAAGAGUUGGAUUUAUUGGAUAACAAGGUGCAAACAUUGGAGAAAGAGUGGUCUGUGGUUGAAGAAGAAUCGUUAAAGAAUCCCAGCCCUGCCCAGAGGGAGAAGGUCCUGGAGAGACAACUACAUAGCCUCAUUGAGCAGUUGACAGCUAAGCAAGCUCAAGCUGAAAGCCUAGCCACUGAUGUACAUGACAAAGAAAAGGAAUUGGAAAGGCUAAACCAUUUGCAUAGAAAUCUUUACAGUAGCGCCAAUGAAAUGGGCGCGGCACGGAACCGGUCCAGCAGAGGUUUUUCGAGUGGUGCUGAGGAUUAUGAUGCCAAGGCUGUUCGGAGGCCCUACCAAUCUGGUGCUAGAACAGAAGGCCCGAAAAGACUAAUGAUUCUUAGGUCUGCAAUUGUUCUGUAUAUUUUGUUGCUUCAUAUUGUCGUUUUCAUAAAGAUAUCAGUUUGAAAGCAGUGAUAAAUCCUUAUUCGCUUCAUAGAAAAAAACUCUUGUUUUUGUGUACCAAACAUGCAAAUAUUUCUUGUGUAAAUAAUAUGUAUGUAACUGUUGACGAUCAGUUAUGCAAAUCAAUACUGAUAUAAAGCACCAGUUUAGGAA